This is a messenger RNA of Haliotis rubra (blacklip abalone), 1241 nucleotides long. RefSeq names its product toll-like receptor 4. Gene Ontology annotation, cellular component: membrane. Gene Ontology annotation, molecular function: transmembrane signaling receptor activity. NCBI's taxonomy places the organism in Eukaryota, Metazoa, Mollusca, Gastropoda, Lepetellida, Haliotidae. The record is from RefSeq and is a predicted model, not a curated record. Gene Ontology annotation, biological process: immune response; toll-like receptor signaling pathway.
AUGUUGAGCAAUGGAGGAUCACGACUUGCGUCGUGUGUCAAGAUUAUUGAUUUGUCUGGUAAUGACUUAUGUGGAGACCCGGAAGUCCUGAUAAUGUUGUCAUAUUUGCCAAACCUUAUCUCUCUAGAUUUGUCAAACAGUUAUGGUGCCAAACAAGGACCCAAAAGUGUACGAAAUUUUCAGGUAUGCCAAAAAUCAAAUAUCACUCUUGGAAUCACAUUACCUGAGAAAUUGGUAAAUUUACGUUUCAGCCCCAAGAACGUAGGCACUGCGCUGAGGAAGCUGAUUUUGUCAAAUAACAGAUUUUCGACUGUCCCAAUUGAUGUAACAACAGUGCCUCAUCUAUGUCAGCUUGACCUCAGUUUUAACUCACUGACUGUUCUAUCAUCAACUGAAAUGAAACAACUUGAUGACCUGGCAACCCAAAAUAACUUCUCCCUGAAUCUUGAUGGGAACCUUCUUACCUGUGGCUGUAAGACGCUAGACUUUAUAAUGUGGUUGUUCAAAUCAAAGGUUCAACUACAAAAAAGAAACCACCAAUGUGUAAGGGACGACGGAUCUGUGGUGAACACCACCUACAUCUUUGAGCACCACGAUGAAGAAUGGCGACGGUGCUCUGGAACGUUCUGGUUGUAUAUAAGCAUAAUACUUGCAGUCAUAUUUCUGUUAGCAAUGGGUAUAGUAUCAAUGAUAAAUCAAAGAAAAACUCUACUCGUCAAUAUAAUUCUUCGGAUGUUCGGUUUCAAGACAGUGAAGAAGGCCUUGACAAGAAAUGAUUUUCCCAAUGAUGCGUACAUCGGAUACAGUGAUAGCGAUUACCAAUAUAUUUGUCACACAGUCAGAGCUCACCUAGAAGAUCAGAGCGGGCUUAAGCUAUUCCUCAAGCACAGAGACACCAUCCCUGGAGGACAAAUUGCUGACGACAUCAUCGACGGAAUAGAUUCCAGUUGGAAAAUGGUCCUCAUUAUCACUAGUCCUUUCUUAGAGGAUCAGUGGUGCCGCUUCAUUGUCAACCGUGUUGUGUAUUCGUCUUCUAGAAUGCCCGCAGGGAGCAUUGUUCUGGUGUUGUUUGAGGACGUGAGACGAGGGGACAUCCCUCCCACCUUACUGAACGUUGUGGAGGAGAGAUACAUCUUCAGUGUGGGUAGAUACAGGGGCGAUGAAGGCAGGCUGUGGGUGGAGGUCAGCCAAUGCCUCAAGACUUGAGAUGUUUGAUUUAACACCUUUGUAAACAUGUCAAC